AUGUUCUAUCCACUAGAACUACCACGACCACGUCCUCGACGUCCUCUCUUCCAGAACUAUGGCAGCAACAAAACUGGGCUACUCUUAGCUUCUAAAGUAAAAAACAGAGACAACAACUUGAAGCAUUCCUUGCUACUUUAUCUCAAGGAAUAUUGCGAGUGUUCCUCUAUCCAUGGCAUACGCUAUCUAGCCGAUCCGAAACUGCGAUUCUUUGAGAGGAUCAUCUGGCUUUUGUUGCUGGUAGCAACUUCAAUUUGUGCCAUUUUUGUUUAUGUAGACCUCACCGAAUUAUAUCACGCUGUACGCAUUCAGACCACCAUCAAGGACUCCAUGCAGCCGAUAUUUUUUGUACCAUUUCCCUCAGUGGGCAUUUGUCCACGUAAUCGCGUUAAUUGGAUAAAACUGGAGAGAGAUGGACCAAAUCAUUUCCUGGGUGCCAAUGUCACCGAAGCCCAGAAACAGCUCUUCAUAAGUUUCUUUUCAGCUGCUGGUGAUGUACAUUUAAAUCGCCUUAAUAAUAUGGAUAGUUUUUAUGCAAAUGCCACGCUAGCAUCAUCAGUAAGUCAAUUGGAUGAGUUGAACGUGUCCGAAGUCCUGGAGUAUCUACAAUUGGAAUGCAAAGAUAUCUUUUAUGCCUGCAACUGGCGAGGCAUGCCCAAAAACUGUUGUGAAAUAUUUGAACUAGAGCACACUGAGUCGGGUCUCUGCUGGGUCUUCAACUCGGAAGUUAGUCCAGCAAUGAGGAAAAAGGCGAGGGAGGACCAGUUCUAUCCUUAUCGCACAGCCCGUUCUGGAGAAGGCACUGGACUGGAUGUUUUUCUCAGUCUUAACAAAAGCUUAAUUCGUUUGGAUAAACGGGGCGUUUAUGUCAUGAUCAAACAGCCCCAACAGUGGAGUGAUAAUUCACGCCUUGUGCCACAUAAUGCUCAUACUAGGAUUAGUAUGGCACCUCGUUUUACCACUACCGAUAAUAGGACACGAUCCGUUCCGCCCAGCAUUAGGCGUUGCAUCUUUCCGGAUGAGAAAGAAGAUCCUAAAUAUAAGAAUUUUCCAGAUUUCAUCUAUUGGGUUGGCAAUUGUCGUAGUCGAUGUCAUCAGGAGCAUGUUGUGGACUUGUGUAAAUGCUCUCCAUCAUUGCUUUUUCCAGUCAGUGCCGAAGAUAAUUUUACGGACUGCAAGCCAUCGGAUUUUAAAUGUCUCUACGAUCACAGGCAAUUUUUAAGCGUGGAUCGUCAUGCACAAGAAAAGGAUUUUGUGGACAAUAAAUUCAAGGAGAGCAUGAUUUGUGAUUGCUUCACCAGUUGCACUCAACUAAUACACGAACAGGAAUCGACUAUAUCACCACUUGACUACAAUGAAAUUGGCUCCGAGGUGGGCACAUUGCGUUUGGAUAUAUUCUUUCAAUCCAAUUGGUAUAUACAAUAUGAGACCCAUAUGCGUUUCACUUUUGUCGAAUUAUUGGCUAAUUUCGGUGGAAUAAUUGGUCUCUUUUUGGGGGCUUCUCUUCUAAGUGGCGUUGAGUUGAUUUACUAUUUCACUAUUGGCUUGUAUUUGUAUUUACGUAACCAGCGGAAUAUAAAGCCACAGAAAGUUGCUGAAAAAUCACCCAUCACUGUACAUUUUUAUCCUAAAAUAACACCAACAAAAAUUACAUAUUAA
Drosophila willistoni is the source of this 1659-nucleotide messenger RNA. RefSeq names its product pickpocket protein 19 (gene ppk21). The transcript has 7 exons. Gene Ontology annotation, biological process: sodium ion transmembrane transport. Gene Ontology annotation, cellular component: membrane. Gene Ontology annotation, molecular function: ligand-gated sodium channel activity. The record is from RefSeq and is a predicted model, not a curated record. Bases 1 to 1659 code for a protein of 552 amino acids. Lineage: Eukaryota; Metazoa; Arthropoda; Insecta; Diptera; Drosophilidae.